Pisolithus orientalis is the source of this 2919-nucleotide messenger RNA. RefSeq names its product RNA dependent RNA polymerase-domain-containing protein. Bases 1 to 2919 code for a protein of 972 amino acids. Lineage: Eukaryota; Fungi; Basidiomycota; Agaricomycetes; Boletales; Pisolithaceae. Gene Ontology annotation, cellular component: nuclear RNA-directed RNA polymerase complex. Gene Ontology annotation, molecular function: RNA-directed RNA polymerase activity. The record is from RefSeq and is a predicted model, not a curated record. Gene Ontology annotation, biological process: siRNA processing. The transcript has 11 exons.
AUGACGGGUGACAAUUCCGUUUUCGUAAUCGCUCACCAUGGCCGCCUGCAAAAGUACUUCGACGCGAAAGGGAUUCGCUACGGUGUUCAAUGGCAGAUAGCGCGAUUGGUCACGAUGGGGCAUAUGUCAUAUGAAGAUGUUGCCAUCCCUGAGCUAGACAGACUCAAGGGUCCCAAUCAGCUUGCAGCCCCGCUGGUAGACAAUCUUUACGGUGGAAGCAGCGGUGAAAAUGUUGAAGUAUCAGAGGUUUUUUUUAGCAGGGAGAGGGAAGCGACGUCACCUUGGAAAGAACUCGACCACGAGUACGAACGUGCAAACUCGCAGGAGCGGUUUCACAGACAUCCGGAUGGAUGGUAUGGCGGCAGAGUUCACUUCUCUGCAUCGCUGAAGCUGUACAACUAUGUAUUGAAAGGCUCGGAGUCCAGCAACUACAAGAUUGUCCUCAACAGACCUGAACUCGGCUGCUCAACGCGUCUCUCCCGCCAGUUUGGCUCUUAUGCAAUCAUCCGGGUCCGUGUAGCACGCAAGGUGAUGAACAAGGCGCGCCCCGCACUAAUCGCUUUUUUUUCUCAACGCUUCUUGCUAUGCGGCAUCGUCUAUCGUGCGUUUUAUGCGAAGGAUAGUAGCGUCUUCCUUGGCGCAACCAAUGAACUCCUUGAAUCAUUACCUUGCCUGCCUCUGCAUGCAUGUCCCCCUCCCCCAUCAUUCAUGAAUUUCUUGAAUUGGCAUAACCCCAUCGAAGUCAAUAGCUCACAGUCAAUGGCUAAAUGGGCAUCUCGUUUUGCUCUUGGGUUGUCAAACUCCGUCCCUGGAAUUGACCUGAACCCAAAUGACAUUUUACCCGCUGACGACAUAGUUGCUGGUGACUCGGUCAUGACUGAUGGUUGUGGUUUCAUCAACUUGGCAGCUAUGAAGAAAAUGUGUGCCAUUUUUAAUUGGGAUACUUGCCCCACUGCAAUACAGUGCAGGAUAGCAGGUGCAAAGGGACUCUUGAUUGUCCACCCUGACUCAUUUACCAAUAAUUCUGAGCCACCCUGUGUCUGGCUUCGGCCAUCACAGAUCAAGAUAAAAUAUCCUGUUGGCAUUCCACUGCCAAAGGCACAGGUCACUAUUGAUGUCCUAAGAUCAUCCCACUUGUGCUGCCCUUCCUGCUUAUCUGCUGAGAUUAUUGUCAAUUUGGCUGAGAAUGGAGUCCCUUAUGGUGUCUUCCUUGACCUAACCAGGCAGAACUUGGAUGACAUUGUGGACAAACUUCUUGCAUGGGAUGGUCCAUCUGCAAUGUUUGAACUUUGGUGUCAUGUGGCACAGGCAGGAGGGGUAAUUGGUGCAAGGAAGGCUCGUGAGGCAGCAGGUGAGGCAAGGAUGAGGGGUUUGUCUGAGAAAGGUGAUGAGGAGGAUGAGGAGGAUGAGGAUGACCUUGAAAGCUUUGGGUAUUCUCCACAAUCAGCUGCAUGGUGGGCAGAUGAGCUAAGUGGAUGUCCCUCAUCCAUAGCUGAAACCAUUCUGGUCAUGCUUGAUGCUGGGUUCAUACCACAAGAUUGUCCUUAUCUUGCUGACAAGAUCAAGAAUUUUGCCAGGAGUUCUGUGAAAACUUAUGUCAAGCACCCCAGGUUGGAAGUGAGCAUGUCAUGCACAGCCUGGAUGGUACCAGACCCCUGUGGGAUCCUAGCCCCUGAUGAAGUUCAAAUUCUCACAAGGGAUGCCAAGUUUCUCCAACCAGAUGGCACUGUCUCCCACUUUGUUGUGGGAGAUGUUUUGCUUGCACGUUAUCCUUGCAAAUUGCCAACAGAUGUACGAAAGGUCACAGCAGUAGUCAAACCAGAAUUGAGCAAUUAUGUCGAUGUCAUUGUUUGUCCUGUUCAAGGAUCUCGUCGCUUUGCAGAUAUCCUUGCUGGUGGUGACUAUGAUGGUGACAAGGCUAUUGCAAUAUGGCAACCCACCAUUGUUGCUUCUUUCAAGAAUGCAUCUCUUCAUCACUCUUUUCCACCAGGAGACCUACUCAGCAACUUCAACAAGGAUGGUUGUUCUGUGUCUGAUUUGAUCAAGGAGCAUGAAUUCCAUCCCUCUAUGACAGGAGCAAGGAUCCAGUCUUUCCUUCUUGGUGGUUUGCAAUCAAAUACACUAGUUGGAAAGUAUUCCAACUUCCAUGAUGUGGCUAUCUACACACUAGGCUACAACCAUAAGGAGACUAUCCGUCUUGCAUACAUGUUUUGCCAUGUUCUUGACUCCACAAAGUCUGGCUUAACAGUGCUACCUGAAGUCCUGCAAAGGGAUAUGCACAAAUACCAGAAACGUGCUCCUUCAUGGAAGGAGACAGAUGAAGAGGCCACUCUGCACGAGCAGAAUGAGCUCAAUGUCAGUCGUCCUCAUACACUCCCAGAAUUCAUCAUGGAUGCUAUCACAAGAGAGGCCAGGUGCUAUGGCAAUAUCAAGUUGUCAAAAGUGCAAUCGGUGGUCCCUGAAGCAACUUUCAAGGAUACCGCACUUUUGAAACCUUGGGACGAUGCUAAAGAAAGGGUAGCCAGAAUGCGGUUAUUGGAUCAAGAUCAUGCAGCUCGAAUGGACUUAGAACUUUCUCGCAUCCAAGCCCACGUGGAGGAGAUCUUUCCAGAGUACAAGGUCAAAGUCCGCUCAGGAGGCUUCACGAUGCACAAGAUUGAGCGCCGUCAGGAUAUUCUUCGCGGUCUCACACGGCAGUUUGCCAGGAACCCCACUCCAGAGUGCCUGUGCUUCUCUGAGUACGAAUUGGCUCACCUGAAAGCAUCAUACGCAUACAAGAUUGAUCCAGAGGGAAAGUUCCCGUUCUGUGUUGCAAUGAGGGAUAUGGGGUACAUCAAGGCUCGGAGUCGGGGUCCAUCAAAAGCAGUAUCGCACGUGUUUUACGAUAAGUUCACCAUCAAAAAAUCGCUCUUUCGUUAA